AACAAAAAUCCCAAAAAUACUUGUACACACACACACACACACACACAAAUUACCAGCGAGAUCAUGGCUAAAGCAUUUUUUCGGAGCGAGAAAAUGGAAUUGUGCCAACUAUUGCUGCACAUGGAGAAUGCCUUCAAUGUUAUGGUAGAGGUUGGUCAUCACGGUGGCAUACAAUUCAACAAUGUCUACGAUGAGGAUCGCGUAAUGAAUGGUAUCUAUACCAAAAAAGUAAUGCUAUGCCAGGAACUCAUGCGGAUUGUUGAUUAUCUUCAGGAUCAAUUAAAGCUGAUGGAAAUCGAUCGAGUUUUCUAUCCCGAGGUCGACAGAGACAAUCGUCCGUGUGAGAAGGAUAUUAAGGACUAUGACGAACGUUUACGUCGCAUGAAUAUUGAGGUAGCAGCGGUUAUGGAAAAUUUUCAGUCUCUCAUUCGCCGUCGGGCUAGUAUAACUGAGCAGAAAUUUGCCAUAGAAAAGGCUGAUAAAUUCUUUAGCUCUGAGCGUGGACAAAUUGCCGCUCCUUUGUAUUCGGAGAGUGUCAUAAUGAAUUUGUUAAAGGACACUGCUGAGGCAGAACCAUCUAGCGAACAUUUGAAUUAUAUCAUUGGAUGCAUACGAGCCGAUCAGUUUCACAAUUUCGAAUUACUACUCUAUCGUUUUUUUGGCUUCAAUUUGAUGGUGCGUUAUUCCGAAUUGCCCAAACCCAUGAAGGAAUAUCAUGGGUCUAAGGCACAGGAAGUACGAAAAUUUGCUCUACUCAUGAUUACCACAUCGAUCCAGAUACGCACCAAGUUGAUUAAGGUAUGCCAAGCGUAUCAUGUUACCAUCUACGAGUGUCCUGAGACCCCUCGCCAGAGGCAGCUAUUGAUUAUGGACUUGAACCAAGAGGUUAGGGACUUGGAUUUAAUAUUGCGAAAGAGUUUCGAGAUGCGUAAGAAUAUCUUAGAUUUGACUGCUGUCGAUUUGUAUGUUAUGCGCAUUAAUUUGCGUAAAUCUCGCAAAAUCUAUGAUCUCUUGAAUCGACUUAGGCUUGUGGGGGGAACGGAAAAUCGAAAUUAUUUGCAGUGCGAGUGCUUUGUGCCAGAAUCAGAGAUAGAUGGCAUUCGUACGGCCUUAAAGCGUGGCUCACGUCUGAGUGGCGGAGCAGAUGGAGACGCGCCAUCGAAACGUGACAACGAAUUUGCUCCCAAUCCACCCAUACUCGUGAAGAGGACACGCAAAUUUAAACAUAUGCCGCCCACAUAUUUUCGUUUGAAUAAGUUUACCAAAGGAUUUCAGAAUCUAAUCGAUGCGUAUGGAAUGGGCGAUUAUAGAGAAUUGAAUCCGGCUCCAUAUACAAUUAUAACAUUUCCCUUUCUCUUUGGUGUAAUGUUUGGUGACAUUGGUCAUGGCAUUCUAAUGUCUUUAUUUGCCACGGCACUGAUCUGGAAGGAGAAGAGCAUUGAGCGAAAACGUCGCACCGAUCCUUCAGAGGAUGAGAUCAUGAAUAUUCUAUUCGCUGGUCGUUACAUUAUAUUGUUAAUGGGUCUAUUUUCUAUCUAUAUAGGUUUCAUCUAUAAUGAUGUUCUAUCCAAGUCAGUGAAUAUAUUCGGCUCUAGUUGGAGUUGCCGCUAUAAUGCCACAACCUUGAAUGAUAUGCGUAAUGAGUUGAUGAUGAAUCCAAGCGAUAACAAAUUCUUUACUGGUGAUCCAUAUAUACUUGGCAUGGAUCCUAUAUGGCAUAUUUGUGGCGAAGAUUCGAUUACCACAUUUAAUUCACUUAAAAUGAAAAUGGCUAUUAUAUUGGGCAUUGGCCAGAUGAUGUUCGGUCUAAGUUUAGCGGCUGUAAAUUGUAUUCUCCUGAAACGUAAACCGGAUCUGUUCCUUGUUGUUAUACCACAAUUUGUCUUCAUGACCUGUAUAUUUUGCUAUUUGGUUUUUCUCAUUUUCCUCAAGUGGCUAGUAUAUGGUGGACUAAAACAGCAUCCCCAUACCGCAGGAUGUGCUCCAUCAGUGCUGAUUACCUUCAUUGACAUGAUGCUUUUAAAGACUUCUGAGCCCUUGGAUGAGAGCUGUGACAAUGGAAUGUUUCCGGGUGAACGAAUUGUGGAAUAUGUAUUAGUGGCAGUUGCCUUUCUGGCGGUUCCCGUCCUUUUGGCCGGUAAGCCCAUCUAUCUGACACGUCGCCAGAAGCAGCUUCACAAGGAGCGAGAUAUUAAGGAUUUACAGCAAAAGGGACGUGAUACCAUAUUGGAUAUGCGUUCAUCAUUGCGCUAUUCUAUAGACUAUCAGGACGAUUUAACUAACAGUUCAACUAACAAAAAUCCAAAACCAGAAACAGUUGACGAUGCCGUUGAAUUUGAUAUGUCGGAAAUUUGGAUCCACUCGGGCAUUCAUACAAUUGAGAGUGUUUUGGGCUCGGUAUCGCAUACAGCAUCCUAUCUACGUCUUUGGGCGCUAUCCCUGGCUCACGAUCAACUCUCUGAUGUCCUGUGGCAUAUGAUACUACACAAGGGUCUACAUAACAAGUUACCCAUUUAUUUGGGUGCACCAGUUCUGGCAUUUGUAUUCUUCUUUUGGGCCAUACUCACAAUAGCCAUUCUAGUGAUGAUGGAGGGUUUGUCAGCAUUUCUGCAUACAUUGCGUUUACAUUGGGUGGAAUUCCAAUCGAAGUUCUUUAAUGGAGCCGGUGAACCGUUUGUACCAUUUCAUUUUCAACCCUCAACCAUACGUGAUUAGAAUUUUUCUAAUAAAAUAUUUGUAAGUUCA
Molecule: messenger RNA, 2745 nt
Organism: Drosophila willistoni
Lineage: Eukaryota; Metazoa; Arthropoda; Insecta; Diptera; Drosophilidae
Gene: Vha100-3
Product: V-type proton ATPase 116 kDa subunit a1
Exons: 1
Coding region: 64-2715 (883 amino acids)
Biological process (GO): vacuolar acidification; proton transmembrane transport
Cellular component (GO): vacuolar proton-transporting V-type ATPase, V0 domain; vacuolar proton-transporting V-type ATPase complex; plasma membrane
Molecular function (GO): ATPase binding; proton-transporting ATPase activity, rotational mechanism
Source: RefSeq, a predicted model, not a curated record